Corylus avellana is the source of this 588-nucleotide messenger RNA. RefSeq lists its product as uncharacterized. Lineage: Eukaryota; Viridiplantae; Streptophyta; Magnoliopsida; Fagales; Betulaceae. The record is from RefSeq and is a predicted model, not a curated record.
AUGAAACUGAGGAAUAUUGCCAAACAUUUCUUGAGGUUUGAAGUUGGGAGUGGGAAAAAUAUCCAUUUGUGGUUGGAUUGGUGGCAUCCAGUAGGGAUCUUGAUUGAACAUUAUGGUUUCAUAGCUGUUUAUGAUGCUCAUAGUAAUAUUGAAGCAAGGCUUUCUUCUAUUAUUUGUAAUAGGGAUUGGCUUUGGAGACUAGCUAGAUUUGAAGCUCUUGUUGAGAUACAAGCUAGACUUCCUAAAGUAGGAUUGGGGAUUUGUGAUAAACCAGUUUGGACUGGUUCUAAAAAGAGUGUUUAUGUCAGCUCAGAUACUUGGGAUGUUCUUAGAGAGAAGAGGGAGAAGUCUCUUUGGUGGAAGAUGGUAUGGUUUCCACUUGCCAUUCCUAAGCAAGCUUUUAUCAUGUGGCUUGCUAUGAAAGAUAGGCUUCUUUCAGGGGAAAGAUUGCUUAAAUGGGGCUAUAAGGGUGAGGUGCAAUGUAGUUUCUGCCAUAGCCAAUUGGAGACUCGAAAUCAUCUCUUUUUUGAAUGCAACUUUAGUUCCAGAAUAUGGAAUUUCUACAUGCUCAGAUGUAGAAUUGAGUAG